Molecule: messenger RNA, 2507 nt
Organism: Botrytis cinerea B05.10
Lineage: Eukaryota; Fungi; Ascomycota; Leotiomycetes; Helotiales; Sclerotiniaceae
Exons: 1
Coding region: 1384-2175 (263 amino acids)
Source: RefSeq, a predicted model, not a curated record
GUGCUGACUGAGUGAUCUAGCAGAAAAGUGACUGCAUGUGGUGCUAUCUAUUUCACUCAUUACUGUAACAUUCACUUCUUAUCAUUCUCAUCAAAUGAAUUAUCGGAGAUUAAUACAUUUUUCCUGGAUCAGUUAUACGCAUUCGCAAAAUCUCACAAAUCUCACCUCAUCCUAUGCAAUCUUGAUUCACUUUGGGUGGUAUCAUAAUUCAUUACCAUAAUUUGCAAAAAUAUCUACGGCGCCAAUGUAACGGCCAAUGUUGUAGCUGACGUGUCCAAUCUUAUUACUUAGAAAUUUUGACGUAAUCUGUCAUCGCGGUUUCGCAAAUCGAAAGCAACUCCGGUAUGUUGGUUCAGGAAUACAUGUUUCUUGUCAUUCUUGUCACACUUUCAUCCCUUGACAAAAAGACAGUGAUAGAAUGUAAGCGCUCCUGUAAGUUGCAGGAGUGUUGGGGGUAUUCGAGCGUUUAUUUAUUUUUCCUUUUUCCUUUUUACUUUCUGUGUGUGGGAGGUAAUAAUUUCGAAGCUCUUAAAGCAAGUUUCAUAAGUUGGUGUUGAUUCCGUGACAAUUUUCUUCAAAAAGUAUUCAACAUUUUUGACUCGGCCUGUUAUAAUAACCUUUGGAGCAGAUUUAUGUUUGUAUUAAUGUUGCUCUUCAACAUUUUCUGCACAUUUUUAGUACUAUUUCUAGUGAGGGAGAGGCGGUGGAGUUGUAGUAGUGCAAAUUGAUCAAUUCAGAGUUAUUAAAGGUGUAAUGAGGUUAAUUUUCUCAACAAUUUUGAUUUUACAACUACGUUCAUGAUUUUGAGCUAUCUGUAGGUGAUAUUGUCGGUCUCCAAGUUCUCGAAGUUUGGUAGCUCUUUCCAUUUAGUGCAACUCUCUUUCGUGCUUGCUUCAAAUUUGUUGCCCUUCAUGAUAAAAUCAUUUCGUCGGGUGCUUUUUCUCUAUCUUCUGUCUUAAUGUGUUGCACAUAGUCGUCCGGCACUGCGUUGUUUUCUUGAUCGGUCAUGGGUUGCCCUCUUGGUCAUGGCUGGUUUGGGGGUGGCGGCGAGGGGGGUUGCUGGCGCUCCGGCAACUUCGAAAACGAAACAGUGCCGUUGAUGACACAUUCUUCCCAUACGGGCUAGUUUUGGCAGACCUUCAAGCUCAGGGCGUGCGGCCCGUGGUACAUGAUUAAUAUACUGUAGGCUGUGACGUGGAACGAACAGUUACAUACGUUUCUGCUGCUCUUGACCAUAUCAAAAGGAAGUCCAGUGAACUGCAAACCGGUGCAUGGCUGUGUGUUCAUGAUAGACGUGCAAAGCAAUUAUCCUAGAGUCAUACAAAAUUUGUCAUUUAUAAAUACGAUAAGCAAGUGGCAGAGCAGAGAAUUGGCAGAAACCUCAUGAAUGCGAAAACCGAGCAGUUGAAGAUAGACGCAGACAGUAUACCUUGGAAAUACACAUCUCUGGACGGCACAAAAUUUUUUGGGCAGCUCAGAUGGCUACCGCAUGGCUAUGAGCAGCAUGUCGAUCUUCUCUUGAAGCUCAAUUUUCUUCUUGUUCGAAAUUUUCCUGACGGUCCGUAUUCACACGUCAGAGAACCUGACGCGACGAUAUAUAAUUAUGCUGUGGCCAAUGUAGCUGUUGGUCCGCCCAUAUCUCAGGUUGCAUAUCCACCAAAGGUUUUCCAUUCUCUGCUAAAGACGCAAUAUGAAUCUCUCGUCGGGAAUCAAGCCCCGCUUUUGGCGCCAAAGAGAAUCUUGAGUGCGAAACUGCCUUCUCAACAAAUUCAAAAACGUUCCUGCCUUACUCGUGUCCUAGAUCUCGUGAACGUAUACUACCCGCACGAUUUCACUCGGGUACUUUCGUCUCAGGGCUCUGAAGGCUAUACACAGAUCACGAAAGAAGCGACCCCAAGUCAUUCUCUUCAAUCGGUUCCGAUUGAGGGCUUUGCUAGCGGUCCAGGAGUUAUCAGCGGGGAUUUCUCGCUUGAAUCCAUCGGAGUGGAUACCCCUCAAAGUCCUGAAGACUCCACAAUAAUUAAGCAACAGGAGUUCCAACAUUAUGCUAUCCAAAUGGCUUCGUCUGGGAAACUUGACAGCGGUCCGAAAAUAAAGCAGGACCCCCCGCAUGUCGCAAUUCAGUUAUCUUCCCCUGGGGCCUUUGGUAGUGGGCUUGAUUUAACGAAGUAUUAGUUUGGUUCAAUUUUCGAUCUGUGAGUGUGCUGUUCACCUCUCUUCCACCUCCAUGAACCUUCAUAUAUCGAAGCUGGGGUUGAAUAAUUUGAAAUCAGAAGUUCGGUAUAAUGGAUCUUUGUUAAUUCUACUGCAGAGUGCAAACUCUGUCCGGAUAGCAAGAUCCAUAAGAGGCCCUGAAGCAAGUACAGUCUUGAAUUUCAAUGAGGUGGUGAAAUAGAAAUAGACUUGCACAGAAUAUCAAGCAGUAUUAACUAUGGAAAAGAUCGCAGCCGAAUGCCACUGAGCGUAACUCUCCUUUAACUUUCAGAUUCCUCAAUAAAUAUCAUACA